Molecule: messenger RNA, 5376 nt
Organism: Penicillium canariense
Lineage: Eukaryota; Fungi; Ascomycota; Eurotiomycetes; Eurotiales; Aspergillaceae
Gene: nscA
Product: non-reducing polyketide synthase nscA
Exons: 4
Coding region: 1-5376 (1791 amino acids)
Biological process (GO): secondary metabolite biosynthetic process; fatty acid biosynthetic process
Molecular function (GO): 3-oxoacyl-[acyl-carrier-protein] synthase activity; phosphopantetheine binding; fatty acid synthase activity
Source: RefSeq, a predicted model, not a curated record
AUGGCGGACAUCACCCAUCUUGAAGCGGAUGAAGUCAAAUCCUUGGAGGGUGCCCUGGAGAAUACUAGAAGCAAGAUUAUCUUCUUUGGAAAUGAGUUUCCCAGUGAUGACUUGAAACUCCUAUUCCGCCAUCUCCACCGGCACAGCAAAGACCGACGAUUUCGUUUGUUAAGCGCCUUUUGCCAUGAGGCGACGUUGGUUCUUAGAGAUGAGAUCUCUAAGCUCCCGCAAUCUUUACAAGACCAAGUCCCGCAUUUUGAGUCUGUGUUCACUCUGGCAGAGCAUGGUGACUUUCGUGAAGGCGGCCUAGGAGCAGCAAUGGAAAGCGCCCUCUUAGUUGUCCUACAACUUGGUAUUUUAAUCGGGGCACAUGAGGCAGAUGAUGUCGAAUUGGAUCUUGUCUCUUCUCCAGCCACUCUGGCUGGUUUGAGUAUUGGUCUCUUUGCAGGUGCAGCUGUGGCAUUAUCAAAUACCCUCGCAGAUGUGUUCAAAAAUGGAGCGGAGAGCCUAAGAGUGUCCUUUCGCUUAGGAGUCUACGUUGACGACCUUUCUCGGAAGCUCGAAGCACCUCAACCCGAUGGGGCGCCGCAGAGCUGGGCUCAUGUUGUUACGGGCAUGAAAGCGGAGGCUGUCCAGGCCGAGUUGUCCAAAUACAACGCGGAGUCAGGGGGCCCGGAACUUACCAAAGUCUUCAUCAGCGCUGCGGAUAAGAACUCGGUGAGCAUCAGUGGACCACCGUCCCGCAUCAGGGAAGCCUUCCAGCGAUCUCAUGACUUGAGAUAUUCCAAGUCCUUUGCUCUGCCCGUGUAUGAUGGCCUCUGCCAUGCCUCGCACAUCUACGGACAGGAAGACAUCAGGGCGGUUCUCGACAAGUCCGCUGCACUCAUUCCGCAUUCGCGCCCAGUACAACACUCGCUGCUCUCAUCCCGAAGCGGAAAGCCCUUCACUGCAGCGACGGCUGGAGAACUAUUUGAGGAGAUUAGCACUGAGCUGAUCACGGGUACCAUCUACCUGGACAAUAUCACAGAUAACAUUAUCGACCGCAUUAAUAGUGGUCUCUCUGGUCCACCGAAUGAGUUACAAGUUGACACUUUCCGGACAUCUAUCGUCUUCAAGGGCAUCAUGGAAGCCAUUCAGGCCGCAUUUCCUGAUAUGGAAUUCAAGCGAAACGAUUUCCUCGACUGGGUUUACAAAGAUUUCGGUGAUCGACUUCCUAGUUCGUUUGCCAACUCUAAACUCGCCAUCGUUGGCAUGAGCUGCCGUAUGCCCGGAGGCUCAAACGAUCUCGAGGAGUUCUGGGAACUUCUAGAGCAAGGGCGUGACGCUCAUACAACUGUACCUGCGGACAGAUUUGAUCUCGAUGCGCAUUACGAUCCGUCUGGCAAGACUGAGAAUGCCACUCAGACUCGCUUCGGCAAUUUCAUCGACCGCCCCGGCUACUUCGAUGCCGCAUUCUUCACCAUGUCCCCCAAGGAGGCAAAAGAAACUGAUCCAAUGCAGCGCCUUGCGCUCGUGACUGCCUAUGAAGCCAUGGAGAGGGCGGGCCUCGUUCCGGGUCGCACUCAAUCCACCCGUUCAGACCGCAUUGGUGUAUACUUCGGCCAGGCCAGCGACGACUGGCGCGAGCUCAAUGCAUCACAAAACAUCGGCACUUAUGCGGUCCCUGGAGGCGUACGAGGCUUUGCCACAGGACGUAUCAAUUAUUUCUUCAAAUUUUCGGGACCUUCCUUCAAUAUUGACACGGCUUGCUCGAGUUCCAUGGCUGCGGUACAUGCUGGUUGCUCUGCAUUGUGGGCUGGCGAAGCUGAUUCCAUCAUUGCCGGUGGCUUGAAUGUGAUCACUGAUCCUGAUAACUAUGCGGGUCUUUGCAAUGCUCACUUCUUAUCCAAGACUGGUCAGUGCAAGGUCUGGGAUAAGGACGCCGACGGGUAUUGCCGAUCCGACGGUAUCGGAUCCAUCGUGAUUAAGAGACUCGAGGACGCUGAGGCCGAUAAUGACAACGUUUUGGCUGUCAUUCUUUCAGCCGCGACAAACCACUCUGCUGAAGCCAUUUCAAUCACACACCCGCAUGCAGGCGCGCAAAGAGACAACUACCGUCAGGUUCUUCGCAAGGCUGGAAUUAGCCCUCUUGAUGUAAGCUUCGUUGAGAUGCACGGCACUGGCACCCAGGCUGGCGACGCAAUUGAGUCCGAGUCGGUUCUGGACGUGUUCGCUCCACUUGCACCCCGUCGCCGCCCGGAUCAGCGGCUCCACCUUGGAGCAGUCAAGGCCAACAUAGGACACGGCGAGGCCGCUGCCGGCAUCUCGUCACUGAUCAAGACACUGCUCUGUUUCCAAAAGGCACAACUGCCGCCACACAUUGGAAUAAAAACAGAGGUUAACCCAACUAUCCCUAAGGACCUGGAAAGACGCAACGUAGGACUCGAUAUGGCUCUCACACCAUGGCCAAGGCCCGCAGGAAAGAAGCGUCUCGCUUUGGUUAACUCUUUUGGCGCCCACGGAGGCAAUACUACGCUUCUCCUGGAAGACGGACCGGAGAGAGUCAAAUCUCGGACUAGCAGCGCGGACGCCCGCUCAACACAUCCCAUUAUCAUAUCAGCCAAGAGCAAGAAGUCACUGCAAGCAAACCUAGAGAACAUGUUGUCUUACUUGGAGAAGAAACCAGAGACGGACCUCGCCGAUCUCUCCUAUACUCUGUGCGGUCGGCGUAUGCAUCACCCUCUGCGCAUUGCCACAACGGCGAGCACCAUCUCAGGCGUACAGAAGUUCCUACGCUCCUCGCUGGAGAAUAGUGCUCAUACCAAGGUGUGGCCAGUUCCUUCAGAUACUCCACCUGUUGUGUUCACCUUCACCGGUCAGGGCUCUUCAAGCCGGGGUAUCCGCCAGGACCUCUUUGACGACUCUCCAUUCUUCCAGGCACAGGUUCUUCAACUUGACAGACUUGUCCAACGCCUGGGCUUCGCCUCAGUUGUACCUGCUAUCACUGGAAGUUCCGAGGAAAAUGUAGAUUCCCCAAUUACCAGUCAACUCAGCAUCGUCGUUCUCGAGAUUGCUCUUGCGCGGUACUGGUCAUUGCUUGGUGUCCGACCCAGUGCUGUCAUUGGCCAUAGCCUCGGUGAGUACUCAGCCUUGGCUGUUGCUGGUGUUCUGUCCGUUGUGGAUGUCUUGAACCUUGUCGGACGCCGCGCCCAGCUUACAGAAAAGCUCUGUAUUCCUGGAAGUCACUCUAUGCUGUCUGUUGCAGCUUCCCCUGCAGACCUGGAAGCGGCUCUAAAGAAUGACGCCAAAACCGCCAAGCUCAACUACACUGUAUCAUGCAGGAAUACCCACCAGGAUACAGUCAUUGGGGGUCCAAAGGACGAGAUCAGCAUUAUCCGAGAAACACUUGAGACUACCUGCUACAAGUGUGUGCUAUUGGAUAUUCCCUUUGCGUUCCACACGGCGCAAAUGGAGGCAGUGCUCGACGAGCUUGAGAAAAUGGCGGAAAAGGUCCAUUUCAAGGCUCCAAGUAUCCCCGUCUUGUCGACCCUGCUAGGAAGCGUUGUGUUCGAUGGCAAGACAAUCAAUGCGAACUACAUCCGCAAUCAGACACGCAAUACUGUUAGCUUUGCCGACGCUAUCGAGGCCGCGCAAGAUCUCGGCAUGGUUGAUGACAAAACACUUUGGAUUGAAUGUGGACCACAUCCAGUCUGCGUCAGCUUCGUGCGCAAGUUGAUGCCGCAAGCCCGUGUCGCCUCUUCAUGCCGUCGCAAUGAAGAGAAUAUGACUACUAUGGCCAAGAGCCUGGUCACACUGCACCUUGCUGGUGUUACGCCAUGCUGGCAUGAGUAUUUCAAGCCCCAUGAGCCGGCGUUGUCCUUGAUCAGCGACCUUCCCAAGUACAGUUGGAAUGAGACCAACUAUUGGAUUCCCUACCUUGGUACCUGGACCCUUGACAAAGCUCUCCUCAAGUAUGGUGGCCAGUUCCUCCCUAGUGGCAGGGCAGGGCAGCCCAUGUCUAUUUCGGCAAGUCCUGCAAUCCGCUCUUCUCUCAUUCAUCAGGUCCUUAGUGAGACAGUUGAAGCUACAACGGCCACUAUGCAUGUUCUCUCCGACCUGCAGCAUCCAGAUUUCCUAGCUGCAGUAUGGGGACAUAAGAUGAACAACUGUGGCGUGGCAACAUCAUCUAUCUGGACCGACAUGGCGCUAACAAUGGGCGACCACUUGUACCGCCGGCUUGUGCCCCAAGCGAAAGAGGUAAACAUGAACGUCAGCGACCUAGAGGUUCUACACGCGCAGGUUGCUAGCAAGUCCAAGGGCUGCUCUCAACCGAUCAAGCUUGAGGCUCAUCUGGACUUGAAUAGCGACUCGAUGACAUUAGCAUGGUUCAACGUCAGCGCUGAGACAGGCGAACGCUCCGCCGAGUCGUUUGCAACAGCCGUCGUUCGAUUCGAGAAUGCUCUGUUCUGGAAGGCUGAGUGGGAUCGAGUAACACAUCUUGUCCUUGGUCGAAUUGAGGCACUCCAGCAAAUGGCUAUUGAAGGCAAGGCCAACCAACUGUCAAAGAACAUGGCGUAUACACUGUUCAAGAAUGUCGUCGACUACGCAGACAAGUACCGUGGCAUUGACACUAUGGUUCUGCACGAAUACGAAGCGUUCGCCAACGUAACGCUUUCUUCCGAAAACCACGGCACGUAUCACACGCCGCCUCAUUGGAUUGACCCCGUCUGCCAUUUGGCAGGUUUAAUCAUGAACGGAAGCGAUGCGUCUAAUACUCGGGACUACUUCUAUGUUACGCCUGGAAGUGACAGCUUCCGUUUGCUGAAGCCACUUGAGGCCGGCGUGAAGUAUCAAAGCUACGUCCGCAUGUUUCCCCUUCAAGUGGAGGCGGGAAGCAUGCAGAUGCAGAUGCACGCAGGCGACAUUUAUAUUCUACGAGAUCAAGAAAUCGUCGGAGUUCUCAGUAAAAUUCGAUUCCGCCGCGUUCCGCGCCUGUUGAUGGACCGAUUCUUUUCGGCACCAUCAGCUACUGCAACUACUGAAGUCACUCAUGGCGGUCACAAUUCUGGUACCCAGAUCAGCCACGAGCCUCGGGUUUCACAUCACGCUCUUCCGCCAGCCCACCCCCCGCCUAGCGAGGGGAGCAAGUCAGAGCAAGAGGGGAUAGAGUCUGGCUUAAUGGGCCAGUGUCUGCGCGUCAUUGCGGACGAGACCAAUCUCGAACUAAACGACCUGACUCCCGAUGCCUUGUUCGCACAACUUGGAGUCGAUUCACUGAUGUCGCUCGUUCUUUCGGAAAAGUUCCGUAGCGAGCUGGGCAUCGAGAUCAAGAGCUCACUGUUCCUUGAAUGCCCUACCAUUGGUGAAAUGAAGGACUGGAUAGAACAGAACUGUUGA